AUGAGUAGCAGCCGUAGUCAUACAACAAGUUCGUUGAAGGGGAGAGCGACACCUUACCAUGACAUUCACACCAACACGACGUCCAAUACGACGACCUUGCAGUAUACAAAUACAUCUGAUCCGCUUGUACAAUAUGACUUGGAAUGUCGAGCGGAUGAUAUCUUUUGUGAUAAAGUCAGCCGAGCAGUGGGAGCAGCGAUUGAUUUCGUGAGUCAAGUGAUUAAUGUGAAGAAUAGUUUGUUGAUAAAAGUACGUUAUUAUAGCUUUUGCGAGCAUAGGUGUGCUAACGAGACUUAUGGGUGGGGAUCCCCGACGUCGCAAUUCACAUUGCCUUUUGAGGAUGGAGCGGAUUUGAACUAUGUGUAUCCUCAAGCAUUAGCGAAACAAUUAGCACCUUAUAGCAGUACCUCCGUUUGGGCAAAGUAUGAUAUUGAAAUAGAGAUCAAUCACGAUGCUUAUAUGAAUUCAACUGAUUUGGAUGAGGCGUACAACAUGUAUGAUUGGAACGGAACCGGGACUCCACCGGGAGGCGUGUAUUGGUUUUACGCAUCAGGCAAAAAUGCAAUCAAACGAAAUCAAGUGGAUUUCCGGUAUAUUGUUUUGCAUGAAUUACUGCAUGGGUUAGGUUUUCUCAGUUCUUGGGCUGCUUACUUUUGGACGGACGCGUCACCGUUCCGUACGUUGGUAGACGGGAUCAUUGAUGCUUCAGAAUUGCAGGUGGUCACGCCGGGACCCUAUUGGUUUAUCAAUCAAGAUACUGGACCUGCUUAUGUCACCGGCUUUCAACCCAACAUGAUUUUUGACAAAUACCUUAUCAGCGUGGUGAAUAAUGACGACGAUGAUGACGACAGCAGCAGCAACAACAACAAGAACGGAACGCAGACGUUUAACCUUUCUGAAGUCGCUUUUGAGAUGCAAGAUUUUUGUGUUCAAAACAGCAACGCAUUUAUUGUCAACUUUAUCAAACUGUUCAAUAGCGCGAAACAGUCGACAACAGCGCAUCAACUAUGGCAUUCUUUAUCCGAGCCCGAGACGCUCUCUUUUGAAUUUCAACCGCCGGCGAUAGCGAACAGCAGUUACAAUUUGAUUCCUUAUUUGAAUCAAACGUAUCAUAAGAUGACGCUGUUGACGGGACCCGAUCUGUUUGAGCGCUCACGUUAUGAGUUUACGGGACCUACGCUGAACCGGCCUGGAUUAGCGAUUUCUCAUUUGGAUGAUCAAUAUGCUCGUACACCGGAUUUCCUAAUGACGCGACAGUACCACAUGGGACACACGUUGGAAGAACUCGUGGCUAUGUUUUAUAAGGAUAUUCCGGAACUCAAUACGAGUGCCACUACACCCUCUCUUCUCCUAGUGGAGAAAACAUACCGUUCCCCGAUCGGACCUGGAAUUUUGAGAAUUUUGGAUUCGAUCGGAUACUCGACGGUAUUAACGAAAACGAAUUACACAACGGGUGGCAGUGUAAAAACACCCAAAUCCCGGUCGUUGUGUGAUGAUAGUAAUACAAGCCAUGGUUUAAAAUCAUCACCCACGCCCAUGUCAUCGUCGGCAACAAGGAUCAUAGCCUCCAUGGGUCCUUUUAUUUAUUCAAUCUUCUUUUUACUCUCCUUCCUCUUCUUAUUUACCCUUUGCUAA
This is a messenger RNA of Mycotypha africana, 1635 nucleotides long. RefSeq lists its product as uncharacterized. The transcript is spliced from 4 exons. Bases 1 to 1635 code for a protein of 544 amino acids. NCBI's taxonomy places the organism in Eukaryota, Fungi, Mucoromycota, Mucoromycetes, Mucorales, Mycotyphaceae. The record is from RefSeq and is a predicted model, not a curated record.